Molecule: messenger RNA, 639 nt
Organism: Adineta ricciae
Lineage: Eukaryota; Metazoa; Rotifera; Eurotatoria; Adinetida; Adinetidae
Source: the annotation of a GenBank genome assembly
AUGACUCUGGAUCGAAAAUCUGUUUUUUUGGAACGUUUACUAACUGAACUAUUUCAUGCGUUAUUCGAAUAUCUUUGGGCUCAUGAAAUUUUUCAUUCAUUUUUCAAUCUCAAUUAUAGAAUUAAUUUUCAAUUCAUCCGAAAAUCGAUCUUUCAUUUGAUUUGUAAACAAAGUCGACCUGAACAAUUUACAAAUGUUCGAUCACUUUCAUCGAUAAGAAUUCAAGGUGAAUCGUUAUAUGAAAUUUUGUCAGUUUUAUCACAACUGAAACAAUUACAUUGUUUGACAUUCGAUGAUUCAGGUGGACGAGGAGCUUCUGUUCGAAUGACUGACGAAAGCACAGAACGAGAUAUGAACUAUUUCCUUUUACCGCAAUCUUAUCCUGAAAUUCUUCCUCAAUUGAAAUCUUUGUCGACAUAUCAUUCUAUUGAAUUAACAUCGAUUCAUUUUCUAAAUUUACUCCGAUUAACAUUGAAUUCUUAUUCAUUACAACACAAUAUCAAUGCAGUUCUUCAACAUGUACCUCACCUUCGAUCUUUGACCUUAUCUCUCGUAUACAUUCACGGAUUUGACUCAAUUCAAGCAUGCUAUCAAAUACAACAAUUGAGAGUAAUAAUUCCUAGCAAGAUUCUAUCCUGA